AUGUCCCAGUUGCCGGGGGGAGAACCUCGUUCGGAGCAAACCACCCCUCAGUUGUCCCCCACCCAAUCAUUUUCCUGCAUGCAGCCGCCUCACAGGAAUAGCCGUCGAGAUGGCCCUGGCAACUCGAUUAUCUCGCUUCCAUCCCUACGCGAGCUCUCCAAGACACCACCUACUCCUUCGGAUAAGAGAUAUGGUCAUGUUUUGGGUGUUCACUCUAUCCUCAAUCCUCAAAUGGAUCAGACGGAACAGCCGAGGAGUCGAAGACGCAGUGCAUCUCAGAUGGAGUCGCCUUCACCUGUUGAAUCACUGCAUCCCCAAAACCUGCCCUCAAUCAGUCGUCGUCCUAGUGUCGAGCGUACACAAAGCGAACUCAAUAGUUCGAGGCAGAUUCAGCCCUUGGGGAAGCCUACUGCAAGGCACCGGUUGACUGCCCUGUCACCAAGGCUGCAUAAACCGAAGAGCCUUGGAAUCCUCAAUGCACCUACAGGUACAAUUGAUGCACAUCAGUCGCCCUUCCUGUCUGGUAGCAUCCGCCCGUCUGAUCCAGGAGCAUCACAGCCAGCUUUACCUACGCCUCCCGUCGUAAGCCGAGGUGCAUACUUUCCUCCAGGGUUAUCGAUGGCGCCGACUCCUCCACAUUCAAACCGUGCAGAGGUUCGUCGCCCAAGUGCGAACUACUCUCAGUCUGGCAGCGCGAGCCCCAUGACCCACUAUUCGUCUUACAGUCGAUCUACCUCUGUUGCGUCGGGAUACGAGAAUCUUAGUUCGCAGGGACACUACAUGGCUAUGCCACCAAAUGCCCAAGUGCAAGACGGUCAAAAUUCAACCAUGUCGAUUGAACACAACAUGAUUCCCAUGGCACCUAGUGCCCAAAGUAGCAUCCAGCUUAUGACGAUCAAAAGCCAACAGGGGCAUCCGGUUCAGAUACCCGUGGACGUCCAAGCAGCUUCCAAGGUUGCUGAUGAAAAGCGAAGGCGUAAUGCUGGCGCCUCUGCUCGCUUUCGUGCUAGGCGAAAGGAAAAGGAGCGUGAGGCGUCCGUGAGCAUCUCUCGUUUGGAACAACAAUUGCGCAACGCACUAGAAGACGCCGAUUACUAUCGCGGUGAGAGAGAUCACUUCAAAUCUGUUUUAUACCAACAACCUGGGGCUGAAAGACAUUGCGCAAGACCUUCGUCGCCUCGAUUGAGACGCCUGUCAAUAUCAAUUUCCCACCCAACCUCUCCUACCACUGUCGACGGCUCAGAGGAAUCCUACGCGGGAUACGAAGAAGAGAGCCAUGAUUCCGAGCGGAACGUACGUAGGCGGACGAGCAGCUAUCACCCUGUUGUUGGACCUUCACCCACUGAGUUCAACAACCCUUCUGACAACUACUCUGCACCCAUGUUUUCGUCCGCAAACCGUUCGACGAUUCCUGGUUCAUCUCCGAUUCAGCACGCACCUCCGCAAGAGCAAGGCCUUCCAAGGCAAUCCUACUUGGAACGUCCCGAUUAUCGUGGUUCCUUUGGUUCGGAUGCUGGACGUUAUCAGCACAGAUAUUGA
Dothidotthia symphoricarpi CBS 119687 is the source of this 1539-nucleotide messenger RNA. RefSeq lists its product as uncharacterized. The record is from RefSeq and is a predicted model, not a curated record. Gene Ontology annotation, biological process: regulation of DNA-templated transcription. The transcript has a single exon. NCBI's taxonomy places the organism in Eukaryota, Fungi, Ascomycota, Dothideomycetes, Pleosporales, Dothidotthiaceae. Gene Ontology annotation, molecular function: DNA-binding transcription factor activity. Bases 1 to 1539 code for a protein of 512 amino acids.